Molecule: messenger RNA, 986 nt
Organism: Lynx canadensis (Canada lynx)
Lineage: Eukaryota; Metazoa; Chordata; Mammalia; Carnivora; Felidae
Product: leucine-rich repeat-containing protein 51
Exons: 6
Coding region: 338-916 (192 amino acids)
Molecular function (GO): protein binding
Source: RefSeq, a predicted model, not a curated record
GUCUGAUUUCUGUCCCUGCCCUCGAGCUUACAAGGAAGGAAUAGGAAGUAGUUUAUAAAGAAAUGUACAGAGAAUACAACUGCUUCAAUGUAUUAAGCACCUGCUGCAGGACAUAGAACAGCACUCAAAAUAGGUUUGUCUCCAUUUUACAGAUGAGGAAACAGGCUGCGAUAAAAUUUUGUUCAAAGUAUAAUACAGGGGUAUUUCCAUUUUAACAGGGAACAAUCCCUGAACCCAAAGGAAUGAAUCCCUAAUGGUGGAGUUUCAGGCAUCAGUGACAGGCUGAACCCGGACUCCCAGGGCCAGUGCUUACACCUGACAAACGAUGGCCUGAGCUAUGAGCAAAGAGGACUAUAUGAACACUUCAGUGCAAGAGCCCCCUCUUGACUACUCCUUCCGAAGCAUCCAUGUGAUCCAAGAUCUGACAAGCGAGGAGCCAAGAACAGGGCUACGACCACUAAGGCACUCAAAGUCAGGGAAGUCACUGACCCAGUCCCUGUGGCUGAACAACAAUGUCCUCAAUGACCUGAAAGAUUUCAGCCAUGUGGUUUCACUGCUUCUGGAGCAUCCAGAGAACUUGGCCUGGAUCGAUCUAUCCUUCAACGACCUGACUUCAAUUGACCCUGUCCUGACAACUUUCUUCAACCUCAGUGUCCUCUAUCUCCAUGGCAACAGCAUCCAGCGCCUGGGAGAAGUGAACAAGCUGGCUGUCCUCCCUCGACUCCGGAGCCUGACACUCCAUGGGAACCCCAUAGAGGAAGAGAAGGGGUAUAGGCAAUAUGUGCUGUGCACGCUGCCCCGUAUCACCACAUUCGACUUCAGCGGGGUCACCAAGGCAGACCACACCACAGCUGAAGUGUGGAAGCGCAUGAACAUCAAGCCCAAGAAGUUCCGGAUCAAGCAGAAUGCACUCUGAGGUUCUCAGGCCCCAGCAGUCCUGAGAGGAUGGUCAGUUUGGUUUAACAAUAAACGAUUUGAGCAGUUGA